Molecule: messenger RNA, 558 nt
Organism: Magnolia sinica
Lineage: Eukaryota; Viridiplantae; Streptophyta; Magnoliopsida; Magnoliales; Magnoliaceae
Exons: 2
Coding region: 155-517 (120 amino acids)
Source: RefSeq, a predicted model, not a curated record
GUGGAGCAUGAGCUCAAGGCUAAAAUCCUAGUAAUAAAAGUACUAUGAGAAAAGAUGUCUUGCAAAGAGCAGGAACUCGAGCAAUUGCAAGCUGAGUUGGCAACAGGAGUAAGGGGGAACGACAUCCUAAGAUGCGAAAUCCAGUGAGCACAAGAUGCAACUCUCUCUGACCCACAAGUUGAAGGAUCUUGAACUGCAGAUGUUGAGGAAGGAAGAGAAUAUCAACCAACUCCAAAGUGAUUUACAGGAGUGUAUGAAGGAGCUGACGAUCACGAAGGGGAUACUGUCGAAAGUGACAGAGGAGAGAGAUUUGAUGUGGGAGGAAGUGAAGCAGCACCAUGAGAACAUGCUGCUGAACUACGAAGUGAACUCAAUGAAGAAGAAGAUGGAAGCUCGUGAAGACGACGUGCUUAUCAAGGAAGGCCAGAUUACAAUACUGAAAGACAACAUCAACAAGAGGCCGUUGGACAUCCUCUACUCUUCCAAGUCCAUGCAAGAACUCACAACACUGCAAUGAAAUGAUGAUAGGUGGGAUUAAAACCCGUGUUUGAUUUUCGU